AUGCGGGCCCCGCGCCUGGCAGACCGCCUGAGAGCCGCGCUGCUGAGAGCCGCCUUCCCCGACCUCGAGCGCGCCCUCUCCCGGGGCGCCGCCGGCAGACUGCGCCCACGGGGCGGCCAUCCCCGCCGCGUGCCCGCAGCGAUGGCGGACAACGAGCGCAGCAAGAAGCGCCACAGGGUGUCGUCGCCCGACCUCAACGACCGCAGGCCCAGGAGCGGCCACACGUACAAGGUGCCCGGGUACGGGAACUCCCCGUACGUGGUGUCGGAGUACGAGUUCGAGGUGCCGCUGGACUAUUCAGGUCACGUGCCCGGCAGGAUAAAAAUCUUCGCGAGAGAGGUGGUGGCCCAGAACAAGAUGUGCCAGCAGCUGCCCUACCUGCUGUACCUCCAAGGGGGCCCUGGGUUCGCGGCGACGCUGCCCAUCGACGGCGGAGCGUGGCUGCGCACCGCUGCCAACUCAUUUCGUGUCGUGUUGCUCGAUCAGAGGGGCACGGGGCGCUCAGACCCAGUGACCUGCCGCAACUUGACAAAGAAGGGAACGCCGAAGCAGCAAGCGGACUAUCUGAAAUUCUUUAGGGCAGACAGCAUAGUAAGGGAUGCAGAGUAUGUGCGUGAGGCUCUGGUGCCAAGGGAUGGAUCUUCCAAGGGGAAAUGGAGCAUCCUGGGGCAGUCGUUUGGUGGCUUCUGUGCUGUUCACUACCUAUCUGCAGCUCCUCAAGGGCUUGCAGAAGUGAUGAUAACAGCUGGCAUUCCCCCCCGGAUAGAAGAAGAUAACCCUGCUGAUGAAACGUACGAGGCACUAUUCGAGAGGGUCAUCAAACAGAACAAAACUUUCUAUGAGCGCUUUCCACAGGAUGUUAAAGCUGUCCAGGACAUUGUCCUGCACCUCAGCAAACAGCCCAAAGGUGGCGUGAAGCUACCAGGAGGGUCAUUCCUCACACCAAGGAGCUUCCAGUUACUUGGUGUGGGCCUGGGAUUUCUGGGUGGCCUUGAGCGAAUGCAUUACCUUAUUGAGUCAGCCUUUGACGGUGGGGAGCUGAGCUUGAAGUUUUUAAAGGGAUUCGAGGGUUGGAUGAGCUGGGAGACAAACCCCUUGUAUGCAUUACUGCAUGAGCCGAUCUACAGCCAAGGGCCUGGAGCUGCUUGGGCGGCCCAUCGAAUUCGGAAGGAGAAGUAUGACAGCAUGUUCGAUGCUGUUAAGUGUGCCUCAAAAGGAGACCCAGUCUACUUUACUGGAGAGAUGGUGUUCCCGUGGAUGUUUGACGACUUUGUGGAGCUGAGGCCGCUGAAGGAAACUGCAGAUCUAGUGGCAAAGCACAACAGCUGGUCACGGCUCUAUGACAUCGACACUCUUCGCUGCAACAAAGUGCCUGUGGCUGCUGUUGCAUAUUUUGAGGACAUGUACGUUGACUUUAACCUUGCCAAGAAGUCCGCCGACCACAUCGAAGGGCUGCGGUUGUGGGUGACGAGCGAUUACUUACACUCGGGAAUUCGGGACGAUGGCACUAAAAUUUUUGAGAGGCUCAUGGGCAUGGUUCGGGACAAUAUUCUUUUGACCUAG
Ostreobium quekettii is the source of this 1563-nucleotide messenger RNA. The record is from the annotation of a GenBank genome assembly. Lineage: Eukaryota; Viridiplantae; Chlorophyta; Ulvophyceae; Bryopsidales; Ostreobiaceae.